AGCCGUCCCCGUCCCGGUCGCCGAGGUCCCUUAAACGGCCGCGGAGCCACCCCGGGCUGGGGUGGGUGGAGGGACCUGCGACGGACGCGCUCCCCGGAGCGAGGUUGGGGGGAACCCGGCGGCCGUGCGCACCAUGGGCGCUGCCCACUCGGCGUCCGAGGAGAUGCGGGAGCUCGAGGGCAAGACCGGCUUCUCCUCGGACCAGAUCGAGCAACUUCACCGGAGGUUCAAGCAGCUGAGUGGAGACCAGCCCACUAUCCGCAAAGAGAACUUCAACAACGUCCCUGACCUGGAGCUCAACCCGAUCCGAUCCAAAAUUGUCCGUGCCUUCUUCGACAACAGGAACCUACGCAAGGGCUCCAGUGGCCUGGCUGACGAGAUCAACUUCGAGGACUUCCUGACCAUCAUGUCCUACUUCCGGCCCAUCGACAUCACCCUGGGAGAGGAGCAGGUGGAGCAGUGCCGCAAGGAGAAGCUGCGGUUUCUGUUCCACAUGUAUGACUCCGACAGCGACGGCCGCAUCACCCUGGAAGAAUACCGAAAUGUGGUCGAGGAGCUGCUUUCUGGAAACCCUCACAUCGAGAAGGAGUCGGCACGCUCCAUCGCCGAUGGGGCCAUGAUGGAGGCGGCCAGCGUGUGUGUGGGGCAGAUGGAGCCGGAUCAGGUGUACGAGGGGAUCACCUUUGAGGACUUCCUGAAGAUCUGGCAGGGGAUUGACAUCGAGACCAAAAUGCACGUCCGCUUCCUUAACAUGGAGACCAUCGCCCUUUGCCACUGACCACUCCUCCCCCAGAGAAGGCACGCUCUGCCCGGGGAGGGGGCGGCCAGAAGCUGGAACGACAGGAACCUAGUGGCUGGCCCUUUGCUACAGCCACUGCAAUCCAUCCAUGCUUGUCCACUCAUCUUGUGUCCUGUAGGGUAUGGUAUAUGGGACUUACAUUCUUGUUUUUUGUUUUUUUGUUUUUAAAUCUCUAAAAAUGACAAUAAAGGUUUGUUAAUGAA
Messenger RNA from Jaculus jaculus (lesser Egyptian jerboa), 1002 nucleotides. It is a transcript of the gene Tesc, whose product is annotated as tescalcin. Gene Ontology annotation, molecular function: calcium ion binding. Lineage: Eukaryota; Metazoa; Chordata; Mammalia; Rodentia; Dipodidae. The transcript is spliced from 8 exons. The record is from RefSeq and is a predicted model, not a curated record. The coding region runs from base 134 to 778 and encodes 214 amino acids.